UUUGCGUAGACGGCCCGAACAGCUAUCAGUCAUUGCUUUCCGAGGGGAGGAUCAGAGAUUGCCGCCGGGACGAGUUGAGACGAUCACGCCAUGGCCAGACUGAGCCCGGACCGUCCAAGAUCAUGGAUCCUUUGUCGCUCUCGACUGGGAACUUCGGAUGGUGCUUUUCGCUCUUGCGAGUCCGACGUGUUUUUGAACAGAUCUCAUCAGCUGGCUUCUGCCACCUGGGCGAGGUUACGUACUGAAAACAAGUCAAGGGAUGCUGAUUUCGGAUAUGAGAUCUUCGAUCUCGGCUCACAUGUAAGCACGGAGGAGACCUGCCCCAACACCGUUAAAAGACCCAACUUAGCUGGUAUAUUUCACAAGUUCCCACAACUACCUCUCGAAUUGCGUUUCUUCAUCUGGGAACAAGCUCUGUACCAGCUAGACGCUGAAGGGCAGCCACUGUUUGCCAAGCUCCCGCAAAUUUUGGAGAAGGAAGCUGCCAUACAAGAUGCGGUCGAAAACGCUACGGAACCUUCCGAACUUUUCGAAUCCUCAAAGCAUACGCCCAGCAAUUGCAAACAAUUUUCGAUACAUGGCACACCUUCAAUGCAUUUCGUUGAUGCUGAUAUUUGGCUGGCGUGUAAGGAGUCUCAGACGGCGUUGAAGAAGGCCAUCAAAGAGUGCGUACACAAAAGGUCCGUGAACAAGACGUUCAAAACCUCUGGCAGUCAGAAAUCACAAGGGACGUCAAAUGCGGACAGCAGCCCCACCGACGAAACAGACUCAUCAACAAUCGGUCAAAUUUGGCAAAAGAAAACAGAUGGAUGGGCAUCUGCCGUGACCUUCAACUGUAGACUCUUCUGCUAUCAGCUUUGGAAAGAUAGGGAGGCGGCCAUACCAAGGCCUCUUCGUUUCCCUUUCCAAGUCACCAGUCCCGAUCUCCGGGCAGAGUUGAUGAGAACCCGGCGUAUGGUCUUCGAGUAUGAUUACUCCUGGAUGUUCAACUCUUGUAGGGAGUCGGUGGUGUCUCUCAUGAACCAGAAAGAUAUCAGAGGCUACUUCUUGGAAGCUGUGUACAGCGAGGAUGAUGGCGGCCCGGCGCAAAUUUAUCUCAUAGACUAUGAUAUCUGCUUAAAGCCUGGUGCUCAGAUUCGUAAGUCUUAUAGCUGCGGCGACCGCAGGUUCAAUGAUUUCCACUACUCUGAUCUUGAUAUGGACAGAAGUAGGCCUUUGGGGGUUCUGGACUUCCUCGAAGAGGUCCAGGAUUGGGCACAAAAUUGGGUAGACGGAAAUGAUCCAUGGAUGACCGAUCCUUUGGUUACGCCCGGGCCAAGCUGA
Messenger RNA from Colletotrichum acutatum, 1323 nucleotides. RefSeq lists its product as uncharacterized. The coding region runs from base 91 to 1323 and encodes 410 amino acids. NCBI's taxonomy places the organism in Eukaryota, Fungi, Ascomycota, Sordariomycetes, Glomerellales, Glomerellaceae. The transcript has 2 exons. The record is from RefSeq and is a predicted model, not a curated record.